AUGCCGUCCGCUCCUCGUCGCUUCUCUUAUGCUUCAGUCGUCUCUGGUGUUGCCAACGACCAACCCAGUUUACCUGCUCCUGCUCUCGCUCAUCAUUUGAAUUUUCAUAUUCCUUACUACACGGGAAAUUCCGCCGCCAGCAUUAAUACUACUUCUACCGCCGCCGCCACUACAUCUCUCCCGUCAACUGCAGUUACUACCUAUCCCCCGCUUACAUCACCUUCAACGACCAACUCCACCCCCAGUUCAACCUCAGUCACUGCCACGGAUGCAGACAUGCAGAUGAACUACGGCGCUACGAGCGCCGGCUGGAGGAGGUCCAGUGGGCUUCCUCCUUAUUCCCGGCAGUUUGCCAACAUCCCCGAAUACGCUGGUGCAACAAGAAGUCCCAGUGCAGGUGCUCUGACAAGUGCUGGCACAGGUCUAUCAACAACCACAUCAUCGCCAGCUUUAUUGAUAUCAUCAUCCUCUACAUCAACACCGUCAUCUCCAUUCUACGAUCCUUCCUUUUUCGUCCCAUCCUACCUCCGAAACUCCCGAUAUGUGGCUCGACUGGAAUCUGCCCGACGCUCCAAGCUAGCAGCCACUCAACGUGAAUCUCUCCAACAACAGCAACAACAACCAUCUCUAUCCGCAUCGUCAAGCCAUGUCAGCCUCCACCGUAUGGCGCCUUCGCAUCGCGGCAUGACAUACGAUAUAGUCGAGAAGGAGCCUGCCGUCACCACCGCCGCCGCCGCCGCUCCUCUAGAAGACAAGCCGCAACCAUUGCCAUCUCGCUGGAAUGAGAGUGAUAGACAUGAUGGGCUCGAUUUGACGAAUGAUGGCAUGGAGGUGCGGUAUAUGGGCCAUGUGCACAAACCGGAUCAUGAGGCGGCGUCUGUACGGUCGGAUUUUCCGAUGCCGCGUGAAGCUGGGAUAUACUAUUAUGAAGCUACUAUACUGGUUAAACCGAAGGAUGCAGUAAUUGCCAUCGGUUUCUCAUCGCCUAGAGCGUCGUUGGAAAGAUUACCCGGUUGGGAUAAUGAGUCAUGGGCGUACCACGGAGACGACGGCAAGGCCUUUAUCGGUGAGAAUCAAGGUCAAGGCCGGCCGUUCGGUCCUACGUUUACUGUUAAUGACACCAUCGGCUGUGGGGUCAAUUUUACGACGCGAAGUACUUUUUUUACGAAGAAUGGAAUAUUGAUCGGUACCGCGUUCAAGGACCUUCCGGCAUCGAAAAGUAUAUCUUUUUACCCAUCUAUUGGCAUGAAGAGACAUAAUGGCAUGCACGUGAGGGUCAAUUUCGGUCAACAGCCAUUUAUGUACGACAUUGACGGCCUGGUCAAGAAAGAAAAACACGCCCUUCUUAACGAAAUUAGUGAAACAAGCACUGCCAACCUUCAACCUCCCCUGGAUGAGGCUGCUCUAUUGCAGGAACUGGUGGCUCAGUUUCUUGCUCAAGAAGGCUAUUACGAAACUGCUCGGACGUUUGCGGAAGAAGUGCGUGAAGAGUCUGUUACUCUGGAGAGUGGGCAGUCGCGGUCGCUGUAUCAACAUGAACCAGGAGAAGACAUUGAUACAGCAAAUCGGCAGAAAAUACGCGCCGCUAUUCUGGAAGGCGACAUGGACAGAGCAUUAAAGUAUACAAACGCAUACUUUCCCAAAGUCCUCCAAGACAACCCUCAUAUACUCUUCAAACUUCGAUGUCGAAAAUUUCUCGAAAUGAUGUGCAAAUGCAGCGACUCGUCGAGUGCUGCGACAACCGAAAGAGUCAAAGACAGUGGGGAAGAGAUGGAGGUGGACGAUGGAUACUCGGAUGGCGAAGGAAUGGAGACUGAAGAAUCAGCACCAACGACUACAGCAGAUGAUUCUGCCAAAUUUCAUGACUUACUUACCGAGGCCGUACAAUAUGGACAGCAAUUACGUAUGGAUUAUCCAUCUGACGAAUAUGGAGGCGACAAGCAAUAUCUCGACGAUAUCUUCUCGCUGGUGGCGUAUCCGGACCCUCGAUCUUCGGUCCAUGGACAUCAUUUGGAUGCUUCGGGGCGAGUUGCAGUGGCUGAUGAUUUGAAUGCCGCUAUAUUGGUAUCACUCGGAAAAUCAUCAACCGCCGCACUGGAAACCAUCUACUCACAGACUGAGGCCCUAGUCAACGAACUGAGUGAAGAUGGCGGUGCGGGGGCAUUCAUCAAUAUCCGAAGCGACUUUUUGUCCUAG
Molecule: messenger RNA, 2196 nt
Organism: Talaromyces marneffei
Lineage: Eukaryota; Fungi; Ascomycota; Eurotiomycetes; Eurotiales; Trichocomaceae
Exons: 6
Coding region: 1-2196 (731 amino acids)
Biological process (GO): cytoskeleton organization; cell surface receptor signaling pathway
Cellular component (GO): cytoplasm
Molecular function (GO): protein binding
Source: RefSeq, a predicted model, not a curated record